AUGUUGAAAUACGCGGUUAUCUUAAGUGCGAUAUAUUGUCUCGUCACGGCCGAGCCACCCAUUCAAGCCGGGGUGAAACCGACAAAUGUAAUAGGUAGUUCGGAGCAACAUACUUCCUUCAGUUUCGUCCGACCAGGAUUAACGCAAACGUCAUUCGCAUUCGCUGGGCCCAGCUCUCAUCAAUCGUUCGCCUCCAGCAUCGGCAAUCCUCAGCUAAUACAAAAGGUUCAGCCAAGUAUCGCACAAGCCCUCGCUCAAAGAAAUCCAGGCUUAGGAUAUUACGCGAGCGGAAUCCUUCCGAAUUUUGUGCCCGGGCCCGGACCGUUGGUGUAUGAGGCCCAGACGGAUCCCGGGGUCGCAUUAGCGUACGCCCAGCAACCGCAGCAAGCGUAUUUGCAAGCGUAUCAGCCGAACGCAGCGAUUUAUCAAUCGCAAUUGGCGCAACUGCUCGCCCUUCGUCAGGCACAAUUGGCACAGGCUCAACAAGGACAGCUGCACACGAUUCCAUCGGAACAGGUGUCUGAGGCUCAGUUACAGCAGAAACAGCAAACGGAACAACAAUCGCAAAAUUUACUGGGUAUCGCUUAUUCAUCCGCCCCAUCGGUCGCGCGCGUGAAGGUCUCUGGAAAUGGAUACAAGUUCGAUUUCUGAUCCCAAAUAUUAUAGCAAUAAUACAACGUUUAUUAUAACAAGAACAAUUUCUGCUGAUAUAAUUUUUCAAGUA
Cyphomyrmex costatus is the source of this 724-nucleotide messenger RNA. RefSeq lists its product as uncharacterized. The transcript is spliced from 4 exons. The record is from RefSeq and is a predicted model, not a curated record. Lineage: Eukaryota; Metazoa; Arthropoda; Insecta; Hymenoptera; Formicidae. The coding region runs from base 1 to 651 and encodes 216 amino acids.